GGGUGAUGCUGCUGAGGAUGUAACCAGGGUCUUCUUCAUGUUAGGUAUCCAUAUUUCAGCUAUAUUAAUCUUUUGAAACAAAAAAAAAUGGAUUUCUUAAAUUCAUCUGAUCAAAACUUGACCUCAGAGGAACUGUUAAACAGAAUGCCAGCCAAAAUUCUUGUGUCUCUCACUCUCUCCGGGCUGGCACUGAUGACAACGACCAUCAACUCCCUUGUGAUUGCUGCAAUUAUUGUGACGCGGAAGCUGCACCACCCAGCCAAUUACUUAAUUUGCUCCCUUGCAGUCACAGAUUUCCUUGUAGCUGUCCUGGUGAUGCCCUUCAGUAUUGUGUAUAUUGUGAGAGAGAGCUGGAUCAUGGGACAAGUGGUCUGUGACAUUUGGCUGAGUGUCGAUAUUAUCUGUUGUACCUGCUCCAUUUUGCAUCUCUCAGCUAUAGCUUUGGAUCGAUAUCGGGCAAUCACUGAUGCUGUUGAGUAUGCCAGGAAAAGGACUCCCAAGCACGCUGGCAUUAUGAUUACAAUAGUUUGGGUUAUAUCAGUUUUUAUCUCCAUGCCUCCUCUAUUCUGGAGACACCAAGGAACUAGCCGAAAUGAUGAGUGUGUCAUCAAGCAUGACCACAUUGUUUCCACCAUUUACUCAACAUUUGGAGCUUUCUACAUCCCACUUGUAUUGAUUUUGAUCCUCUACUACAAAAUAUAUAGAGCAGCAAAAACAUUAUACCACAAGAGACAAGCAAGCAGAAUUGCAAAGGAGGAUCUGAAUGGCCAAGUCCUCUUGGAGAGUGGUGAGAAAAACACUAGACUGGUCUCCACACCCUACAUGCUAGAAAAGUCUCUAUCUGAUCCAUCAACAGACUUUGAUAAAAUUCAUAGCACAGUGAAAAGUUCCAGGUGUGAGUUGAAGCAUGAGAAAUCUUGGAGAAGGCAAAAGAUCUCAGGGACAAGAGAACGCAAAGCAGCCACCACCCUGGGAUUAAUCUUGGGUGCAUUUGUGAUAUGUUGGCUUCCUUUUUUUGUAAAAGAAUUGGUUGUUAAUGUUUGUGAAAAAUGUAAAAUUUCUGAAGAAAUGUCCAAUUUUUUGGCAUGGCUUGGUUAUCUCAAUUCCCUUAUAAAUCCACUGAUUUAUACAAUCUUUAAUGAAGACUUUAAGAAAGCAUUCCAAAAACUUAUGCGCUGCCGAUGUUAGUUUAAACAAAGUUUAUCAUUUUAGGGUAGAGUUUUUUUUAUUUUGCAGUAGAGUAACUAAAUGAAUGCUAAAUAAUAUACCAUUAAAAACUUUUAGAGGAAAUAUUAAAACUG
Messenger RNA from Marmota flaviventris (yellow-bellied marmot), 1301 nucleotides. It is a transcript of the gene Htr1f, whose product is annotated as 5-hydroxytryptamine receptor 1F. The record is from RefSeq and is a predicted model, not a curated record. Gene Ontology annotation, cellular component: plasma membrane. Gene Ontology annotation, biological process: positive regulation of MAPK cascade; adenylate cyclase-activating adrenergic receptor signaling pathway. Gene Ontology annotation, molecular function: G protein-coupled serotonin receptor activity. NCBI's taxonomy places the organism in Eukaryota, Metazoa, Chordata, Mammalia, Rodentia, Sciuridae.